CGGUGAAUGCCAGUGCCCCCGCCUGGUGGUUGAGGGGCGGGGACUCGGGGAACUGUGGAUGGGAGCGGGUUAGCGGAGGCGGCGAGGAGCGGAGCCCGGAGCGCCGGGAUAAGCAUUGGACACUUUUUCACCAUGCUGGCGGCAUUUUAAAUAUAUUUGUCAAUUUUCCCAAAUUUUAACUGAAGAAAACCUCCAGAGUUUAUAUUUGAGGAGUAAAGUGUGACUGCCAGUGAAUCAGGCUGGACUGCUUUGUAAUUAAAAUGACUGAAGAUUGUUUCAAUUUUACUCUUUUAUGAGGAUAUAUAUUCAUCACAACAGAUGAAAACUUUGAUUUAGACGUUUAGCAUGGAAUCAAGAAGGACUUUAGAGAUUAUCUAAUCUUAAAUUUUACCUGUUAGGAAACUCAAUGCCAGAGCAAGCUUUCAAGAUGAAUCUGGAAAAACUCAGCAAGCCUGAACUCCUAACACUAUUCAGCAUUCUUGAAGGAGAGCUUGAAGCAAGGGACCUUGUUAUAGAAGCUUUAAAGGCCCAACACAGAGAUACUUUCAUUGAAGAACGCUAUGGAAAAUAUAAUAUCAGUGAUCCUUUAAUGGCUCUACAGAGAGACUUUGAAACACUGAAGGAGAAGAAUGAUGGCGAAAAGCAGCCAGUCUGCACAAACCCACUGUCUGUCCUCAAGGUGGUGAUGAAGCAGUGCAAGAACAUGCAGGAGCGCAUGCUGUCCCAGCUGGCAGCUGCUGAGAGCAGGCACCGGAAGGUGAUCCUAGACCUUGAGGAAGAAAGGCAGAGGCACGCACAGGACACCGCAGAAGGAGAUGACGUCACCUACAUGCUAGAGAAGGAGAGAGAGCGGCUGACGCAACAGUUGGAAUUUGAAAAAUCCCAAGUAAAAAAGUUUGAAAAAGAGCAGAAGAAGCUCUCCAGUCAGCUGGAAGAGGAGCGUUCCCGCCACAAGCAGCUGUCCUCCAUGCUGGUACUUGAGUGCAAGAAAGCCACCAGCAAGGCAGCCGAGGAGGGACAGAAGGCCGGAGAGCUGAGCCUGAAACUGGAGAAGGAGAGGAGCCGGGUGAGUAAGCUGGAGGAAGAGCUGGCAGCUGAGAGGAAGCGUGGCUUACAGACCGAGGCCCAGGUGGAGAAGCAGUUGUCGGAGUUUGAUAUCGAAAGAGAACAACUGAGAGCAAAACUGAACCGAGAAGAGAACCGGACCAGAACCUUGAAAGAAGAGAUGGAAAGUUUGAAGAAGAUAGUGAAGGACCUAGAAGCUUCUCACCAGCCUAGUAGUCCUACUGAGCAGCCGAAGAAACCGGUAACCGUGUCUAAAGGCACACUGACCGAGCUUCCCGUGCUCGUGUCUGUAUUCUGCCAAACGGAGAGUUCUCAGGCAGAAAGAGCCCAUGCAAGCAACGUAGCCAAGGCGACAAGUACUGGGCUGCCUGGUCCCACCACGCCUACAUACUCCUAUGCAAAGACCAAUGGCCAUUUUGACCCAGAGAUACAAACUACCAAGGAGUUGGUUACAGGCAGCAGUGUAGAAAACCAAGUGCCUCCACGAGAGAAAUCUGUGGCAUUGGCCCAAGAGAAAACAGUGGAGAAUGGCGGUUCUCCGGUGGGAAUGGAGAGUCCUGUGCCAAUGCCCGGUCACCUGCCUUCUAGUGCGAGCUCACUGUCUCCCUGCAGCACUGCCUCCUCCUCUCUCUCGUCUUCUCCUUGCUCUUCCCCAGUACUAACUAAGCGUUUAUUGGGGUCAUCAGCCAGCAGCCCCGGCUACCAGUCAUCCUACCAAGUAGGGAUCAACCAGCGGUUCCAUGCAGCUCGGCACAAAUUUCAAUCCCAAGCAGAUCAGGACCAACAAGCCAGUGGCCUGCAGAGCCCUCCAUCCAGGGAUCUGUCCCCCACCCUCAUAGACAACUCUGCCGCCAAGCAGCUGGCCCGAAACACGGUCACUCAGGUGCUCUCCAGAUUCACCAGCCAACAAGGGCCAAUCAAGCCCGUCUCUCCCAACAGCUCUCCCUUUGGCACAGACUAUCGCAAUCUGGCCAACACUGCCAACCCAAGAGGUGACACCAGCCAUUCACCCACUCCAGGGAAAGUGUCCAGCCCUCUGAGUCCCCUGUCUCCAGGGAUCAAGUCUCCUACCAUCCCCAGAGCUGAGAGAGGAAACCCCCCACCCAUCCCACCCAAAAAACCUGGCCUCACUCCUUCUCCAUCCACUACCACCCCACUGACCAAAAUUCAUUCCCAGGCGUCCUCUUUGACCACCACAGAAGACCUUGCGAGCAGCUGCUCUUCGAAUGCCGUCGUCGCCAACGGCAAGGACGUUGAGAUACUUCUGCCGACCAGCAGCUAGUCCCUAGGAGGGGGGCUCCACAUUUGACAUUCCAUCAGAUUUCGUCCAAGAGCUCAGAGUCAAACAUUGAGUCAGAUCAUGUUAUUUAUUUUGAUAGUAGCUGAAAUCAUCUGUAUAAUACAUUUAGUGUAUUACACCUUUUUGUAUUUUUUUAAGUAGAAACUGAGUAGUGUGGAUUUUUAUGACUCACCUCUUUGUACUAUAAAGCUAGACGGGCACCUCAAAGAUGUCUCAAGCUCAGCAGGCACCAUUGUGUUGUGAUGAAGAAAGCUAAUUGAUUACCAGGUGGUGACUUGCUGUCUAUUUGGGGACUAGAAUCACUCGACACUCAUUUUGAAUUAUGCAGAAGUGGUUCAUGCGGAUUUUUAUUCCAGAUCCAGACAAACAUGUUUUAAAAAGUGCCUGAAAUAAGACUGCCACGUGAAUGUGAUUCUGCAGCAAAAACACAAAACAGCUCGUUUAGUUGCAGAAAAUGAGAUCCUCUGAAUUCUGAAUGUUAAAAACCAACUCUGCUUUUUAAUCCUCUCUUACUGUUUUUAAUGCUACAAGCUUUGUGUUCAGAAACAAGGCUGCCUAAGUAGAAUGGGAAUCCUAAAGGUCGAGUGAACUUACAACAAAGCUGAACUUUGUAGAACCCGUGAGAAACCCUCCUGAGCAUUAAGCAGCUGGGUGCUGACUUUCUUGUACUUUUGAAAAAAUAAGUCACUCCCAGUCUCCUGCAUAAAUUCUUGACUAGAACGAAAUCACAUCUCCAUUCAAAACAACUGUCUUCAGGCAUCUACUGUUGAGUAAGGAACUUGUGAUUCCAAUCACUAUUACUUGAAUAGGAACUGUUUACUCAUUCUGUAUAAAAGUUUUGCAACAGAAUGAGAUCUUUAUUCUGUAAACAAAAAGCAAUAACUUAAAAUUCACUCUCUUUGUAAUAGUAUAAGUCAGAAUUACAUAGGUUUUACCAAAUUGUUACACUUAUCCUCCAAGCUGCCAGCACUUGGUGUCUGUAUGUGUGGAACCAAAUUAACUUUUGUCUAAAUGGAAGUAUACAUAUGUCUGUAUAGAUACACACCCCUUUACAUGUUUAACAUACACCCACUUAACACACAACCAUUAGUGUAAUUAUAUCUUUGGAAUUUGCAAUAUAGCAUAAAGGAUGAGUGGAAAUGCGUGUUAAGAUUACCUACCAAAGCAACUAGAUGUGGCUGGGACCCAGUCAAUCAAAGGUGGAAUCCUGUCCCCAAGGAGGUAGGGGAAUUCCAGAUGAAGGCAGGUCUUCAGCAUCAUAAAAAGGCUGAGCCAAACCAACCCCAGUGUCACAGAACUCAGUUGGCCAUGUAAAUGAGUGAAACAGGUCACUCAGUUGCGUGUGAGACAGCUGGGACUGUAGGGACUAGCAAACCAAAUGCCCAAGCCCUGUUUCAAAGGUCCUCCCCUGUUCAGCUCCAGCUGCUUGCUGCCGUUCAAGAAUGCCAGACCUGGCUUACCAGCUCCUCAGAUUUUUAUGAAAUCCAGACUUUCAUGAGAAACAUUCUCAUUUUUAAAUAUCAAGACCUGAUUCAAAAAAAAAAAAAAAUUUAAACACUUCUGCGGAUGGAUUUCAUCCACAAGCUACCAAGUUGCAACCUCUUCCAUUCUAGAAACUUCUGCCAUUUCCAUCAUAGCACGUUUGUGAAAAUUAAAGCCUCCAGACUUUCCAACUUGCAGGCUAAUAGGGCCAACAAAGUCCAUAAAAUAUCAUUGAAGCAGGACCUGGUUUGCACCCCCACGGUAGAGGCCUGUCGGUGUCCCUGGCCUCACCUUUCCUUGACCUACCUAUAACUUAACAAUAGAUCAACUCCCUGUGGCUGGAGCACAGAAUGUCCCCUGCCCCAUCCUGUUCCCUGUUUUAGAAAAUUACCCUGAAACUUAUGAUUAAUACCCUUAGGCUUAUUGAUCACAAUCUCUAUGGUCCAGCAUUCUUUCCAGGCUCCUGUCAUUGUUGCUGGGUUGCUGAUGCCACAGAGAGCCAUGCAGACCCCGGAACCCCCAGUAGCCUCUGGAGGAACGCCCAGGUUUUCCCUUCAAUACACGGAGCCGGUCUGAGAAUGUGAAGGUGUCAACCCGCUGCUUCUCAGACCACCGGUGCUCUGAUAAUAAACACUUACUCUAUGGCCCAACUCCUGUGUGGGUCUAUUGGCUGAGUGGUGCAGGCAGCACGAGCCCCGGACUCGGUCGGCCUCUGGUUUCAUAAUAACUAUCUCCCUCUUCCAAACAAGACUGCCACAGCCUGCUCCAACAUGGUGGUUAUGGGAUUUGUGGCCACAGGGAUGGAGAGGCCUUGGGGUCCUCACAUACAUUCUAGCCAACAUCUAUCCAGCAACCCCUGACGUCCUCCUGUCAUUUAAAUCUAUUUCUUAAUCCAGUGUCCUCGAGUCAGUGGAGGGAAGGCGUGAUGGAAAUUAAUGUCGACGUCACAAUGAAGUAUAUUGGUGUCUCCACAGCUUAUAGUUAGAUUAAGGCAAUACCAUCAAAAAGUAAAAACUAGUAAUGCCCCAGAGAGUCUACCAAAUGAUGAAGGGGACAUCUUAAACUGUCCAAAGCAAUCAUGCACUGAACUUGAUUCCCAUGCAAAGCCAAAUGAAUGGUGUUGAAAUAGUAGCAGGACUUUGUAAACGGGAGGGGGGCCACAGUCCGUGUUUGUUCUUACCUCUCUUGCUUUAAAUGGUAAUCUUAAAAGUUGCAUUGUGCUCUUCCUUUGUUUUGGCAUAGAUAACUAUAUAUAGAGAGAGAUACUAUAAGGAGGUUUAUUUCUUAGGAAGUGCACUAAAUAAUGUAUUUCUUUUACAGUGUAAUAUGGGGGUGGGGAAAUGAAAAAGAAAGGUGUAUUUUUGCUAGUUGCCUAUCUUCUGAGAUAAAUAAGCACAAUACUGCAAUGGAUCCAAUAAUCCAGUUAGGUAUUAUAGAUUAGUAUUUAAGUUGACUGUAGAUCGUGUGUGUGCUAAGUAAAAGUUCCAUGAUUCACAGUUUUGGUGUUAAGCCAUGUUGUGAAAGAGAAGUUACUGGUCAACACGUUGUAAUGAUGUGCAACACGUAACACAAGCAUUAACUUGUUGUUAACAUUUGUAAAGCAAAUUCACCGUGCAGAAGCCUUCAUCCAUUUUUAUAGCAGAUUACAUUAAAACAAGUUAAAUCAUACUGUCUGGGGGAAAAAUAGUCUUGUUUGUACAAAGUGAAGAAUGUUGCACAAGAGGGCCUGAUUUGUUGGAGAAGGAGCAAGUGGUGUGGAGGGAGCAUUUGUUGGAGCCUCUAAAAACCAAACGAAGUCAGUGCCCCAUGCAGGUCAGACCCCACACGGAGCUGGGACAUUGCUUUUCUUUAGAACCUUUGAGCUGAAAGGAGCCUUCGCAAUAUCCAGUCUAAUUUUUAAACCACAUGGGGGUUUGGACCUUUUGAGAAUCUAAGAAGAGCUAGAGUAUCCCCAGAAAAGUGGAUACCAUGUUUCCCCAAAAAUAAGACCAGAUCUUAUAUUAAUUUUAGCUCCAAAAGACGCAUUAGGGCAUAUGUUCAAGGGAUGUCAUCCUGAAAAAUCAUGCUAGGGCUUAUUUUCCAGUUAGGUCUUAUUUUCGGGGAAACGCGGUAUGCUUAUAUGUAAAUGUGGUUGAUGGCUUCUGGGGGAGCCGCUGUGACAAGGAUUGCUGCUCUGGGUCUGCCCGCAUUUUACGAAUGACUAAUGCGUCCCUUGUCUCCUAGUCAGGUGCUGUCGCUGAUUCAUUGUUAGUAAAUGCAAGUUAUAGCCAGACAUAAGCACUUGAAAAUCCUUUAAUGUACAGAAAGAUGUUCCAACAGUGUGGAUGUUUACACAUCUUAAUUUUCCAGCAUUUAAGCCAAUUAAUGAU
Rhinolophus ferrumequinum (greater horseshoe bat) is the source of this 6216-nucleotide messenger RNA. It is a transcript of the gene CTTNBP2NL, whose product is annotated as CTTNBP2 N-terminal like. The record is from RefSeq and is a predicted model, not a curated record. Lineage: Eukaryota; Metazoa; Chordata; Mammalia; Chiroptera; Rhinolophidae. The transcript has 8 exons. The coding region runs from base 407 to 2347 and encodes 646 amino acids.